AUGGAUCCUGCUUCGCUCCUGUGCAGCAUCUGUCCCAAGCAGCCCCAGUUCAGCGACGUCUCGCACUUGCUGACCCACGUUUCCUCGAAAGCUCAUUUGUCUCACUACUUCAAGCUCCAAGUCCGCAGCCAUCAGGAGCCGGGUGCUGGAGACCUUCUCAAUGAAUAUGACCGAUGGUACAAGUUCAACGACAUCGCCCGGCUACUGUCUAAUCGAAUGACAUCCAAAGAAGCCCGAAAACGGAGAGUCCAAAGCAAGGCAACGGCCCAUGGUGCUACGCGUCCGAUCAAAAAGGAUACAGACAAGAGGGCUAUAAAAACACCCACUUCUUUGCCCGAGUUUCUAGAUCCUCGCCUUUCUGAUCCGUAUUCCCGCCCCUCCCUCCAGGAAGACAUCGGGCAUUCGUUUGAUACUACUAGCUAUCCACCGCCAUCUACGGUCCCCAAAGCAUACUUUAAUGAGCAGGAUGAGAUUCAAACAUUAGCUUCGGGGAGUAUCAUUGCUCCGUCCUGGAAAAGGGAACACGAACUGGAUUCUGGAGACGAGAGUCUCUCCAUUCUACAGUCAAGUCUUCACUGGCCGGAAACACCCAGGAUUCGAAGUAAACUGCCUACAGUCUCCUUUUCGGCUUUCCCAGGGGUGGCUCAUGAUCCGUUUGUGGAUGACAACGAGAAUGACGCCAAUGGUGAAGUGGACAUCGACAAGGAGAGAGCGGACGAAAUGGCAAGACUCAAGGGGAUUCUGUGGCCGGGGAUGGAUAUCUUCGACUCGGCCACAGAGCAGAUGAGGCGCAAACGGAACCAAAAGAAGGAUGAGAGCAUCCUUAGGAUGAUGGAGAGGACAUCCCUCUGUAUCGAGCCUACAGAACUAGUCUUUUCUCCAACAGGGAUCUUACGAAGGCAGAGAGUCAUUUCCGGAAACGUGGAAGACAGCAGCCCGCUGAAAGGGGAGACCCCUGUUCCCAAACGACGCGCCAGCCGUCCAAAGCGUGGCGCCCUUUCCCAAACUGACCCUAACAUUGCACCAGGAUGUGUCCAAGGAAAUAAACGGGUCAAGAAGGAGCAAGGCCAUGCAGUAAAAACGCUUUCUCCCAACUCGUCUCUAUCGAGCACCCUCUUUCUCCGAAGCCCGGUUCCACUUCAUUCGUUAUCCAGUCGCAAUGGUUUCUACCCCAGUUCUUACCUUGAAGACGACAACGAGGAUUUGAGGCUGUCCAUGGCCGUGUCCGAGCCGAAGGCUCGUGGGGGAUUCCCGGUCUUUCAUGAUGAACAACACUCUGCACACAAUGUGGGCUUCAAGAAUCACCGUUCCGAAACCACCAGUGACUCUUCAAACCCCUUCUUACCCCGGCCAGAAACGUCCGUGUUCAACUCCAUGUCGACAUUUGCUGCCAGUACAUACCCGUUGCGGUAUUCUGGGGAAACGGGGCUCAACGCCGCGGGAAAGGAGAACGUCGAGCCUGUGAUGAAUGGAUAUGGUAAAAUCGAGACACCGGGUCCUUGGCACUCCCCCCUGGCCAAAAGAUCCUUCUCGGGGGACAUGGGGUUACCGUCUCAGGUACUCUUCGGAGACCUCGGUGGUGUCGAAUUUGGUGCCUUUGAAGAUCUGUCCGGAUACUCUUUCAACCCUUUGGUUGCCUCGUUUAGUCGAUUAGCUGCACACGAGCCACACCUCUACGCUCCAGCGAAGACCCCCGAGUACGAACAGAAGCCGGCUGCGCGUAUCCAUUCCCCCAACGGCACUAUCUCCGAUAUCGAGCAUGAUGAUUUCGAACGACUCUACUUGGAUGGAAGCACUCAUUAAAAGCAAAGCGGCGUCUAGGCAGUGAGAUCCUUUCAGCGGCGGUCUAUAUUCAUUCUUCUUCCUCUUUUUUCAUACAAUUACCAUUCGAGAGCGACAUCUUUGCAUCAUUAUUCGGCUUUGAGCAUCAUUUUUUUUUUCUUCUCGACACUGUCGUCGCUUAUAAUGGCGUUAUCGGGACAAAGGGGGGGUCGUGCUAUAGAUAUCGACCAGAACGUUGCUCGGACCAGUUCGAAGAAGUUCACAUGAGCCAUGUCUAUCUUUUUCUGCU
Molecule: messenger RNA, 2071 nt
Organism: Penicilliopsis zonata CBS 506.65
Lineage: Eukaryota; Fungi; Ascomycota; Eurotiomycetes; Eurotiales; Aspergillaceae
Exons: 1
Coding region: 1-1803 (600 amino acids)
Source: RefSeq, a predicted model, not a curated record